Molecule: messenger RNA, 1539 nt
Organism: Rhizopus microsporus ATCC 52813
Lineage: Eukaryota; Fungi; Mucoromycota; Mucoromycetes; Mucorales; Rhizopodaceae
Product: DNase I-like protein
Exons: 3
Coding region: 94-1539 (481 amino acids)
Biological process (GO): base-excision repair
Cellular component (GO): nucleus
Molecular function (GO): endonuclease activity; DNA-(apurinic or apyrimidinic site) endonuclease activity; DNA binding
Source: RefSeq, a predicted model, not a curated record
UGAAGUGCUGCAAAAGAUUAAACUGCAGUCUCCGAAAUCUUUUCAUAGUCUUCAAUUAUUCAUAUUUACUUUCUUUUUUCUUAAUAUUUCGACAUGAGAAUAUUGACCUGGAAUGUCAAUGGACUAGCAACAACAUUACAAUACCAUCCAUGGCAUGAAAAGAAGUCGUAUAAAUUCUUAUUAGAUACUCUUGGUGCUGAUAUAAUAUGUCUACAGGAAGUGAAAUGUCAAAGAUCUAAAUUGACAAGAGAUAUGGCAAUCAUAUCUGGCUACAACGCAUAUCAUUCAUUUUCAAAAGCCAAAUUAGGCUACUCAGGCACCGCAGUCUAUAUCAAAGAUCAUUUGCCACUGCCAGUAAAGGUCUCGGAAGGAAUAACAGGUGUACUAGACAAAACAGCAGAUGAGGAAAUGACCCAUUUCGUAAACACGCUUGCCACGCCUGCCGAGACACUAGACGCUGAAGGAAGAUGUAUCAUUUUGGACUUUGAUGCCUUUGUUUUGUUCAACAUUUACUUCCCCAACUACGCCAGUGAAGCUAGAGGGGUCUUUAUUAUGGAUUAUUACGCCUGUGUCAGAAAGCGUAUUAAUAUGUAUUUGGCAAAAGGUAAACAAGUCAUCCUUGUAGGCGAUGUGAAUGCAGUCCAUGAAGAACUGGAUCAUUGUGACCCAAAGGAGAGUAUGAGAGUCAAUAAUCUUGAAGACUUUAAGGAUCUUCCUCACAGAAGAUGGGUUGAUGAUUUGAUUGACCCAAAGGGACCACUCAUUGAUAUGGCACGUCAUUUUCAUCCAAAUCGAAAGGGUAUGUUUACUUGUUGGAAUACAAGGAUAAACGCAAGACCUGCAAACUAUGGCACAAGAAUUGACUACAUUUUGGCGUCCAAGGGUCUAAAGGAUCGAUUUAUUUAUGCGGAUAUACAGCCAGACAUUAAAGGUUCUGAUCAUUGUCCGGUGUAUGCUGACUUUGACAUAACACCAGAUACACUACCCCAAGGAAAUGAAUUUUCGGCUCUAUUGACGACAAACUUUUCAGAGUUUUCAAACAAGCAAAAGAAGCUACAUAGCUAUUUUACAGCCAAAUCAAACACAACAUCCUCAUCUUCUUCAUCUUCAUUAUCAAAUGUUGCUACUACUACUACUACUACUACUACUACUACAUCAUCAUCAUCAAGUGCAUCCGGAGAGCAAUCAAAACGAAGAAAUAAUUUUAAUGCAGAGACUAGAACAACAACAAAAAAGCAAAAGGGUCUGGACACCUUUUUUAUAAAAGAGAACAAGGAUCAAGAUUAUUAUUAUAUGGAUAAACAAGAUUUUAAUAACAAUAACAAGGCCGCAUGGUCCACCCUUUUUCGGCCACCGCAAGUACCCAAAUGUAGAGGACAUAAUGAAACAUGCAUAGAACGCACCGUCACCAAAAAGGGACCUAAUCUAGGUAGAGUAUUCUAUCUUUGUCCUAAGCCAGUCGGCCCUCAGGAUGGGCCCAAGGAGCUCUACAGUUGCAACUUUUUUGCUUGGAAACAACAAUCAUCAAAAGAAAAAUAA